Synchytrium microbalum is the source of this 4191-nucleotide messenger RNA. RefSeq lists its product as uncharacterized. Gene Ontology annotation, biological process: transcription elongation by RNA polymerase II; positive regulation of GTPase activity. The transcript has 19 exons. The coding region runs from base 1 to 4191 and encodes 1396 amino acids. Gene Ontology annotation, cellular component: cytosol; Cdc73/Paf1 complex. Lineage: Eukaryota; Fungi; Chytridiomycota; Chytridiomycetes; Synchytriales; Synchytriaceae. Gene Ontology annotation, molecular function: guanyl-nucleotide exchange factor activity; protein binding. The record is from RefSeq and is a predicted model, not a curated record.
AUGUCGAGCUCAAAGACAUCAUCAGGCUCGGGUAGUGGUUCCAGGUCUAGCAAGCCGUCUUCCUCAUCGGCGAGUCAACCUACCAAAAAGGAUCCACCAGUCGGAUGGGAAUUUUCAGCACAUCCCAGAUACAGGAAUCCACUACCAGAACUGCCCUUUGAUCCCAAACUAAUACCACCCAAACUUGGCCUCGAACGACAUUAUAAAUUUCGACCUGAUGAGCAAACACCCAUGGACGGAGACUUUACAAUAGGAGUAAACGUAGUCGAUGAUCUCGUUGGCGAGUCAUUAAACCUGGCAGAUAUGGGAGUGCUUGAACGGAUUGUGAAGCGAGAUCCAUUUAUAGUCAGACCGUCAGCUACUCAGCAUCCGCUCGACUUGGAUAUUAUCAAGGGCAAUAUAGACGCUAUACCGCUAGUCCAACUCGCAAAACCCGCAUCACGAAACCCCGAUACGCCCAUAUCUCGCAACGUUGGUCCAUCUGGUGAACGAGAUGUUGCAUGGCUGCGACGAACAACGUAUAUUGCUUCAGAGGCAGUCAAACCACGAUCCAAGAAGGCUGCCGCGUCUGCUGUUACGACACAUAAAAAGAUGACUGAUGUGUUGGGACAGUCGCUUGUGGACGACAUGUCUAUUGAAAACCAGAUACGGAUUAUCAUGUCAACGUUUAGGAGUGUUGAUGAAGGGUUGGAUAAUUUGGAUAAGUUGGAACAUCCAACAAAGAAGGGGGUUACUGCUGAAGAAGCGGUGCCUGUUUUCCCGGAUUUCGAGACUUGGGGAACGAAUUAUACUAUUAUUCAUUUUGAUGAGGAUCCUUUUCCUGCUCCUAUUACGAAUGAGCAAGCUCAAGUUGCUUUGGAAGAAUCUAUUCUCGCUAUUGCUGAUACAGGCUCUGGAGAAUAUGCUUCACUCUUCAAACCGACUGAUGAAACAGCCAGGAAGAUGUUGGGUAAACGAAAACGUGGUGAAGACUUUGGUGAUGAUCCCAAUACGGUAUAUGAUUAUGACAACAUUCGCGAUUAUGACUUCCAAUUGACAACAUUUGAUUAUAAUCCGACUGAUAAACCCGCACCAAAGAGUCGAACGGUUGAUUUCACGAAUGAUAAAUUCAAACGUUUGUCACUUUCUAUUCGAGAUGUAGCUGAAACGAGGGCUGCCUUCUAUUAUGUGUUUGAGAAUAUCGUUACUUUCAAGAGACGUCGUCUGGUGGGCCGUCAUCGAAGUAAUGAUCGAGUCAAGCAUAUACAAGUACGACCUCGACCAUUGUCAGCUCAAGAAGUUGAAGAAAAGAGAGCACGAUUGAUGAAGGUAUUGGCAGACGCCAAUCUUGUUGGUGAACUAAUGGCGGAAGAUGAUGAAGAGCAAAAGGCAUUGCAAGCAGAGCUUGAAGCUAAUGGUGGUGGAGGAGCAGCAGAGAAUGGAGUUGGUCAUCACGAUGGGAAUGUUGAUCAAAAGCAAGAAGGAAUGGAUGUGGACGAUGUAACAACAACAGCACGAGCAGCGAUGCAAGAAGUAUUGCCAUUUCAUAGUAUCCGCUUCGCAUUCUUCUCACCUUUAAACAAGCUCGCAAACAUGAUGGAAAUCGAGUCUACGAACGGAAGCAUUAGUUCUACUCCUCUUCCUACCUCCAUCGCUCCAAUCCUCAACAUUUCACCAGAAACAUCCCCUCAUGAAUUACGAGAUGCCCUUAUUAAAAUCAUACCACAAAACAAUGAAGAACGGAUUGCACUGGCAGGAUCAGAUGCAUUCCUAUCAUUUCUACGCCAAACACUCGAAAUCGCUGCCCAGAAACAGGCAAAUUCUACAGAUCUAGUGUACAAGGAAAUGGGGGCUGCUGCUGCGAAGUUGUUGGCUGAAAUCGCCAAAGCUGAGGAAGCAAGACAGCAUAUCGGUGAAUCAGGAAACAUACCUGCCUUGUUAUCUCUCCAGCGUUGGUCUUCACGAAACUUGACGGAUAUCAAUGAUGAACGGGAAGAUGGACAAUAUGAUGAAGUUAUUGUGCAGACAUUACGUGCCUUGGCAAACUUGUGUUUUGACAAUGAAACAAAUCGAGAGAUUGUACUAGAUACCAAAGACAGCAUCAACAAUAUUGUUCGAUGUCUGAAUUCACGUAGUUCGCAAUUGUUGAAUAUUGUUUGUGGUGCUCUUCUCAAUAUUUCCAUGGAGAAUGAACCGGUACAAGUUGAGAUCCUGAAUGCAGGUGGUUUGACAUUGCUAUUAAAUGUCAUCAAACUGGGUACAGAUGUAUCUACUCGGAGAUCAUUUCGUGGUAUUGGACCUGUAGCUAUCAAAGUUCUGAGCAAUCUUGUGGAAGCUGGCAAGUUAUCCAUCGGAGUAUCCACACAAUCCUCUUUUCGCUUAUCGCAUUUUGCAACAGAAAAGGGAGCUCAAGAACUCAUGUCCUCUGGUGGACUAUCACAAAUGUUGAGAUUAUUGUGGCAACAACAUCAGAAUCUGCUAGAUCCUGAAAUUGAUCGAGAAGAUUAUGAUGAAGCGUUAGAGUUGUUGGACGUGUUGACUACUGUGUUGGAGACUAUUGGAGAGAAUGAUCAAAUUCAGCGAGCCAUUGUGGACAAGGACUUGUUGGACAUACUAUUAGAUUUCGUGGAUCAUCGACCACCUGCUCGUGCUAGAGCUUCUGGCAAUGACGAAACGUUGAUGAAAGCAGUUACUACGUAUACUGACAUUCGAAGAACAGUGUCACGUAUUGUGACUUUGGUUACCAUGAAUGAUGCAAAUAUGGUGGAUAUGCCAAAGAAGGCUGAAAUCAUCAAUCGAUUCAAGAGGUGGAUGACACUAGUUCGACAAGUUUCUGUUGACGAUGACGACGAUGAUGAGGAUCAAGAAGAUGAGGAUGAAGAAGUUCGGAUGUCUGGAGCACUUUGUCUUGGGAAUCUGGCUCGUAGUGACGAGACAUGUGCUACUUUGGUCAAGACCCACAAUGUAGUUCCUGCUCUAGUCAAGUUACUCAGACUAGAAACUGAACGAUUGAGAAUGGCACAAACUGGUGAAGAUACUAAAAUGGGGUUGAAAGUUGUUCAUGCUGUUAUUGGUGCUCUUAAGAAUCUGUCUCUUGCUUCUGCCGAUCGAACUAUUAUGGGAGAUCUUGGAGUCAUCAACGCUGUAGCUGGUGUGUUUGACUUGGAGAAUAUCAAGCCAGUUCAAUAUGGAUGUGUUGGAAUCAUCAAGAAUCUUUGUGGGGGCCAGAAUGAAGCUAAUGUAUAUCGAACAAUUGGUGGAGUUGAUCCCCCGCCUCCAACAAAUGACUUCAAGUUGGAGACAGCAGAAGUCCCAAUAGUACCAGGCAUCAAAACUCCAUUGGCUCGCAUUAUUUCAUUGAUUUGGAGAGCAACUGGUGAUAGUGAUACUGGCAUACGGAAUGAAGGCGGUCGAGUUAUUGUCAAUUUGACUAGGUCAUCACAUCGUGCUCGAGCUCCCCAAUUCAUAAAAGCUAUUGUUGACUCAAACGGAAUACCGCCCCUCAUUCAAAUUCUUACUGGGGCGCUCUUGACUCGAGAUCUUCCACCAGAUGCCAUGUCGGAGGACUCGACUGAUGAAGAGGUGCAUGUGCACUUUGAUGCUCUGCCAUCUGCAGAUCAAGUCUUUCCUCUAGUGCAGAACGAGGGUCUUGUUGCCCUAUCCCUCAUUGCUACCAGUGUCCCGUCAUCCAUACCAAUUAUCACCAAAUAUUCAGCUUCACUCAUUCCAACUCUAAUACGUAUCUUGCAAUCCGGAUUGCCAGAAUUCGCCGAACAUACUCAACCAAAAGAGUCGAAACCAUCACGUAAUUCAGGACAUUUCAAGGACGAUGUGGGUGGAGAUAAAGAGCACACAGUGUAUUCUGACGAGACCAAGUGUAAUGUGUGUACUUUGGCGGAUACGCUUAUCAAGAGAGAUGCGGCAUUCAAGGCACGAAUCUCCGAAGACUUGAAAACAACACUGCCGGCAUUACUCAAAGUUGUGAAGGCCAGUCCAUCCGCAUCAUCGGCCGAAAACCCAAUCAGUCCCACUACCUCAAUCCACACAACUGCAGAAUACUCCAAGAGAGGGACUGUUGGUUCUGGUGGAGGACAACCUACACAGAAAGAGUUGCAACGACAGUUGGGUGGUGGUUUAGGACGUGCUAUGAGUGUGGUCGAUAUUGCUAUGUCGUUGGAGAAUGCUGCGAACAGUUUACUGGGCAAUAUUUGA